Molecule: messenger RNA, 822 nt
Organism: Cucurbitaria berberidis CBS 394.84
Lineage: Eukaryota; Fungi; Ascomycota; Dothideomycetes; Pleosporales; Cucurbitariaceae
Exons: 3
Coding region: 69-539 (156 amino acids)
Source: RefSeq, a predicted model, not a curated record
UCCCGCGUCACCAAGCUGGACACAAACACUUCACCGCCGCUCAAUCCUGCUCUUAAGGUACCGUCAAAAUGUCUGACGUGGACGGCGACAGCACCAUGCACUCCAGUCCGUCGCUCAACGGUAACGACGACGACGAAAUGUUCCCCGACGAGGCUCUAUCUCACAAUCCCAACCCUAACCCCGACCCUUCCACACCACACCAUCCCUCGAUCAACCUCGCCUCCAGGGAACUGUCCCCACCUAAUUCCCAGAGUCAACCCCGCGACCCCGCUAGCCUUACGCUAGGCGUCAACGCGAACGGGAAGCGUCCGCUAUCCCAGGCCCAGACAGCUGGAAUGCUAGGCGGAAGUCAUCAAGACGCUGAGACGGGUUACCAGUGGUCCAAGCAGGAAGAGCAGCCUGGAUACGAGUGGAAGAACACGAGGGCGAGGGAGGACGAGGCCAGGGCGCUGGAGAGCAUUGUUGACAAGGGCAGUCAGAUCAAGUUGAGGUACGGAGAUCCCUUGGAUGCGAGUGUGGAGGCAAAGAUGAAGCGUUGAGCAGGACUGAGUGAAGGGCUCAUCAAGAGUCGGACAGCAAACAUAGGAAGAAGGUUACAUGAUGGAUACGGCCUACUUAUACCUGAGCGAAAUGGCUAUCAUAAGAGAUUUGGACAGCCAGAACUUCGGAACAGCCAGCAGCGACUGCCAGAGAAUUGCAGUUUACACGAUGCAAACCAGAGGCCAUAGCCAUGCACAUACCAAGGCGAUUGCCUGCGCAUGAAUGCCAUGACACUUGAUAGUAUCAAUGAAAGUGGAUUGUACUACCAAGACUGCCAAAAUA